This is a messenger RNA of Trichobilharzia szidati, 3393 nucleotides long. The record is from the annotation of a GenBank genome assembly. Lineage: Eukaryota; Metazoa; Platyhelminthes; Trematoda; Strigeidida; Schistosomatidae.
AUGGUACACUCCACAGGAAUAGGAAAUAAAAAAGAGGACUUUCAAGUUUUUGAACUACUUGGUCGAGGUGGAUUUGCUCAAGUCUAUCGGGCUAAAUCCACCAUUACUGGACAAGAGGUUGCCAUCAAAAUGAUCGAUAAGAAGGGUAUGAUUCAUCAUGGACUAGCCAACCGUGUACGUCGUGAAGUGGAAAUUCACAGCCGUCUGAAGCAUCCAUCAAUUUUAGAGUUAUAUACCUGUUUUGAGGAUGCUAACUACGUUUAUUUAGUUUUGGAAAUUUGUCACAAUGGGGAAUUACAAACUUAUGUACGUCAAAAUGGACCUGUUACCGAAGAUACUGCUCGACAUUAUCUAAAACAGUUGAUCAGUGGUCUUGUCUAUUUGCAUUCACACAAUAUACUUCACAGAGACCUGACUCUAGCAAAUCUACUACUUACUAAGGAUAUGAAAGUUAAAAUAGCAGACUUUGGAUUAGCUACUAAAAUUGAACCAGGUGAAGAUCAUAAAACGAUGUGUGGAACACCAAAUUAUAUCUCCCCGGAAGUUGCCAGUCAUAAUCAACAAGGUUUAGAAACUGAUGUCUGGUCGUUAGGCUGUAUGUUUUAUACAUUAAUUGUUGGUCGUCCACCAUUCGAUACACGAGAAGUUCGUUCUACUCUAAAUCGUGUCCUGGCAGUCGAUUAUGAAUUACCGUCAACAGUUUCCACUGAAGCAGCUGAUUUAAUUAAUUCUUUGCUUAGACGUGAACCUCAAGAACGUAUUAAACUGAAAGCAAUUAUGCAGCAUCCAUUUAUGACUAAAAAAUCACGUCCACAACGCUAUAUGGAAACUUCGAAUGAUAGUGGGAUUGAUUCUAUUUCUCGAACUCCUUUGGGAUGUUUAACUAAUAGUCUAAAGUGCCACCAACCUCAAAAAGUAGAAUCCAACAGAUUUAUUGUUCGUCCUUGUAUCACACCCCUUUCUACAGCUAUUUCUGAUACCCAGUGUAAUACACGUACACCUUACUGUCGAGAUCCUUCUCAGCGCUUACCACCUCCAAGUGGCAGUUGUGAUGUUGUAAUUAAUCCCUAUCCAAAUACACAACGAUCUGUAGAACCACUCAGUACUCGUUCAAAUACACAACAAACACAUUAUUCAGAUGGUGUUUUUGAACAAUCUCGGUUAAUUAUCUCGCCUGUAUCAGAUCCAGAUAAUAACAGAGCACUAUUAAAUCAUCAUGGUCAAUUUGUCACUUCAACAGUUAAUAGGGGUUAUACAAAUUUAUCCAGUGUUUCAUUUUCUUCACUUUCACGUCCAACUGCAACAGAAACUGUCACAACUCAACGUCCUAAUUAUGCAAAGCCUAUUACUAGUACAUCAAAAUCUGGAGUACCUUGUGAAAAUUCUGGUAAACAAAUAUCUGGUCAUCCUUUACCACUUGAUAGUCGUCGCUUAAAACCUAUGCGAACGUAUACGCGUCUAGCUGUAAUCAAUAUUCUGCAAGAUGAAUCUGUUUGUCUGGAAUUUUUUGGAGGCUCGUCUAAAACUCGACAGAAUCUAACUCCAACAAUAAUGAAUAACCAGAAUUUUCGAGUUGUUGAAGUCAUAGGUAUCAAUAGUACUGGACAAAACAUUUUAAUCUAUCAACCAAAUAUGGGAAAGGGAGUACCGUUGAAUGUUAAAGGGCUGAAUGAUGCUUCAGAGACAGAUUUAGCUACGGAUAUUGGUGGUCCUCCACCUGCAUGUCCAGGUGAUCCGAUUGCAGUAUAUACUUUGGAUACAUUACCUCAGAGAUACUGGAAGAAGUAUCAGUUUAUUUCUAAAUUUGUUCAAAUGGUACGUGCUCAUACUCCAAAAGUGACACUGUAUACUGAUAAAGCUAAAUGCAUGCUUAUGGAAAAUGGUCCACCAGGAGAUUUUGUUACUGAAUUUCAUAACGAUGGUUCACGCGUGUUAUGCUCUUCUGAUGGAUCAUUACGUAUUACUCAAAUGGUGCAGGAAAGUGAACGUGUGAAAACAAAAGAUACUACGCCUACAGUAAUUACACUGGAUUCAAAUCGAAGUCUUUCAACUCUUUCCCCAGAAACACGAAAACUUAUAGAUUAUGUAUAUGCAUGCCGAGAUCAUUGUCAAAAAAUCGAACAGUUGCUAACCAGAAUCACUUCAGAAGACAAUCAUAUAUCAUGUUCAUCGUAUUCUCCAUUUCCAGUUAUCUUAGGUCGACGUUCUAAAUCAGGUGUCAAUCAAAUCUCCUUGACUAAAAGUGAUUCUAAAUUGCUGUCAUUGCCAAAUGAAUCAGCGAAUCAAAUUUCAUUAUCUAUUGAACUCUAUAAUUUAAUAUCUAACUGUUUAGAAAGUAAACAUAAAAAUCCCUUAUUAUCAGAUGAUCAAGCAGCACAGAGUGAUCCUCCUCUUACAAAUCCGAUUUUUGUUCCAAAUGUUGGUUGGGCAAAUCAGUUUAGCGAUGAUAAACUUCAAGUACAGUUUAACGAUGGAGCUAAACUUCUACUGGUCUAUGAUCGAACUCUAGUUCAUUCUAUCCAUUUCACUUCACCUCCUGGUUCUGAUCAAGAAUUGCAAACAGAAAAAGUGUACAGUACUUCUGAUCCUCUUCCUGAACAUGUCUAUCGUAGGUUAGAAGUAAUGCCAACUGUUAUCAAACGACUUCGUUCAAUCAAUAGUAAAACAGCUUAAAGUUAAAGUUGUACAGAUUAAAUAAUGCUUAUCUUGUGAUGAUUUAGCACUCAAAUACGGCUGUGAAAUUUCCGUUUUACCUUCCCCCGGUGUAUUUACACAUCUGUCUUCCUAGCUAUAUUUCUGCUUUCUGUUCACUAUUCUUCUUCUUCUUCUUUUAUUAUUAUUAUUAAGAGCUAAUACUUAUAGCUUGUAGAAUUUUCGUUUGCGUAAGCCAGUAUCAUCCAUCCUUCUUUACUUUAGCAGUCAUUCUUGUGUACACUUUUCAGUUUUCCUACGCUGUCAUUCCAGUGUUUGUUAGAAAGCGCCUAUUUUAUAAAGUCACACACUUUAUAUAAUCCUAUCGACAUGAAUGUAUAUAAUAAUUCAGCUAAUAAUCACUCUCGGUGCAUAGUAGGAGUACACUCGCUUGAAGUGUAGUUGUGUAUGUAUGUGUGCCUCACCUGACUAGUAUGUCUUUAAGUAUGUAUGUACCUGUGUAUGUAUCUGGUCAUUGUUUUAAUGAUCUUUAUGGUUCGGUAAACUUAUUACUGACUGACUGACUGACUGUCUAAUGCGUUAUUGUACAAAGUGAAUUAUUACAUGUUCUCAAUUAUGUAUAUCUGAGAAUUUCCACCAUAUGAGCUUUCUAAAGAAAAAUAUAUUUCAAUUAUGACAAAGUAGGAAAUUUUGUGAUUGCUUACGCAUAUUUCCGAUUACGUUUUCUGUAAAUAAUUUUGG